Lytechinus variegatus (green sea urchin) is the source of this 1473-nucleotide messenger RNA. RefSeq names its product delta-like protein 4. NCBI's taxonomy places the organism in Eukaryota, Metazoa, Echinodermata, Echinoidea, Temnopleuroida, Toxopneustidae. Gene Ontology annotation, cellular component: protein-containing complex; plasma membrane. The record is from RefSeq and is a predicted model, not a curated record. The coding region runs from base 48 to 1055 and encodes 335 amino acids. The transcript has 10 exons. Gene Ontology annotation, molecular function: calcium ion binding. Gene Ontology annotation, biological process: heterophilic cell-cell adhesion; establishment or maintenance of epithelial cell apical/basal polarity.
AUACUACUUCUUGUGAUGGUGUUUGUCUGAAUGGUGGAACUUGUCAGAUGGAAAUUUUCGGACCAACGUGUUAUUGUAAACCUGGGUUCGUAGGAGUACAUUGUGAAAUAGACAUAGGAUGGGCUCCCUGUUCCAAUCACACCUGUCAGAAUAAUGGCACAUGCAUCGCACCAGCAGACUUCCCAAUAUGUCUUUGCGCUCCUGGUUUUAGUGGAGAGUAUUGUCAGAAUCGAACCAACGGAACAUCAUGUGAUCUUACCUGCUACAACGGUGGCACUUGUCAUAAGGGCAUCUUUGGUCCAACGUGUUCCUGUCCACCCGGUUUCUAUGGCCGACAUUGUGAACAGGGAACCAACGGAACAUCCUGUGAUCUUACCUGCUACAAUGGUGGCACUUGCCAUGAGGGCAUCUUUGGUCCAACGUGUGUCUGUCCACCCGGUUUCUAUGGCCGACAUUGUGAACAUGGAUGGGCUCCCUGUUCCAAUCACACCUGUCAGAAUAAUGGUACAUGCAUCAGACCAGCAGACUUUCCAAUAUGUCUUUGCGCUCCUGGUUUUAGUGGAGAGUACUGUCAGAACCACAUAAUAUCUGACCCCUGUUUUGAUCGGAACUGCUUUAAUGGUGGAUCUUGCAACGCAGUCGAUGAUUUACCAAUUUGUAUCUGUGAGAAGGGCUACUCCGGUGACUUCUGCCAAGAAGCCGAUAAUGCAUGUGCCUCUGGUCCAUGUAUGAACGGAGGACUGUGCAGGGAUUCGAACCCUAACACCUUCGAAUGUUACUGCCCUACUGACUUCUCAGGCCCUCGGUGUGAAAUCGCGGUUGGUCGACCCAAUGGCGUACUCUCCAACACAGCAAAGAUUGCUAUCGGAACAAGCUCUGGCGUGGUCAUUCUCGUCAUCAUUGUGGUGAUCGUUGUCAUCGCCAUGUUCUUCAGUCGCGCAGGCUUGUCCGGGAAUAUGUUAAAAUCGGGCGUCCCUUCUGAGAGCAAGAAACACCUCGACGAUUCGAUCCCAGAAAAGGUCCCGUAUGAAGAAGAGCGAUACCAGGUGGUAUAGAAACGACUUGAGUGAGCUGAUUAUUCGCAAAUUUUUUCCAUCAACAUGAUACCAAUGUAGAUGCACAGAUGUGACCGAUGACUGUGACCUUUCUCAACUUGAUUCCUAGUCAUCCAUUUUACAAAUGUCAGUCUUAUAUUUUUUCUUAGCUUUAAGUGUAUGGCAGGACCUGCAUGAUAGCAAAAGAGAAACAAAUCAUUUUAGUUCUUUGUACUACAUGUAUAAAAAUAUUGAUUUUUGACUUUGAUUCCAUUUGUUUUUUUUUUCAAUAUCUUUACCACAUUUAGAUACUGGGUACUGCUUAUUUCCCAUGCUUAUUAUGAAUUUUGUAUGAUUUUGGUUCCUUUUUUUAAUCUAAAAUGCAUUUUUUAAUCUCUUAACGUCCUGCAUUCCUACCAUUAUCUUUUAAUGCUAACGU